Messenger RNA from Daldinia caldariorum, 2262 nucleotides. RefSeq names its product caspase domain-containing protein. The coding region runs from base 415 to 1806 and encodes 463 amino acids. Gene Ontology annotation, molecular function: cysteine-type endopeptidase activity. Gene Ontology annotation, biological process: proteolysis. The transcript has 5 exons. The record is from RefSeq and is a predicted model, not a curated record. Lineage: Eukaryota; Fungi; Ascomycota; Sordariomycetes; Xylariales; Hypoxylaceae.
CCCCGCCAAGGCUAUAGUCUCCUACUUUGCAUUUUCACCCCACCACUAGCGUCGAUCUUGGCUGCCGUGCUAUCCGUCAGCCCUACUACAGUUAGAGGUACCUAACCUAAGAAAUCAACUCGUUGCACUGUUAUCGAGACCAUUGAGGACCGUUCAACCAUUGAACGAACCACUUCUCCUAUUUUAUUUUAUCACUUCUCAGCCCCGAAUCUCACAUCAACUGGACCCACACACAAUCGUAGAGAUAUUCAUAGAUUUGAUACCAACUUGUUCUGUAUCUCCAUAUAGUAUCUCCAUAUUUCAACAACCACGACCUCUUUUUAACCGAGUAGAAACCUUUGGUAUCGUCCCAUUAGUCAGUCUUUUUUUUUUUUUUCAUUAAUUUUAUUUUAGACCUUCUCGUCACCUUGGAACAUGUCUGGUUGGGGUCACGACCAAAACUACGGCGGAGGAUACGGUGGUGGUGGUGGUGGCGGAUAUCACCAACCUCCUCAUCAACAACAAUGGUCGUCACCACCCCCUCCUCAAGGCUAUAACCAGUAUGGACCACCUUCCGGUCCUCCUCCGGGUCAGAAUCAAUACGGAGCUCCUUCCGGUCCGCCUCCCCAGCAACAUGGUUACAAUCAAUAUCCCCCUCCAUCAGGUCCUCCACCGCCUCAACAACACGGGUACGGUCAAUAUCCUUCCCAGGGUUACCCCCCACCUUCGCACGGCCAAGGAUCUAACCGGUAUCCUCCGCCUUCCCAUCCCCCGCCGCCUGGGCUAGAUCCAUACGGAUAUCCCGCUCAUUCCGGUGGCCCUCCCGCUCAAGGUUACGGCGGUCAGCAUAGGGCCGGUCCUCCUCCGCCGACUGCCCCACAGCAAUUCGGUCACGGUGCACCUCCAGAAUAUACUUUCCAGUAUUCCAAUUGUACUGGUAAGCGUAAGGCCCUAUUGAUCGGCAUCAACUAUAUCGGCCAAAAGGGCGAACUACGUGGUUGCAUCAACGACACCAAGAAUGUCUCGCAGUUUCUCAUCGAGCGUUACGGGUAUAAGAGAGAAGACAUGAUUAUCUUGACCGACGAUCAGCAUGAUCCUAUCAUGAAACCAACCAAAGCGAACAUUCUUCGAGCAAUGGAAUGGCUUGUCUCCGGUGCUCGUCCUAACGACGCAUUGUUCUUACACUACUCAGGUCACGGUGGUCAGACGGAAGACGAAGAUGGUGACGAGGAAGACGGCUAUGACGAGGUCAUUUACCCCGUUGACUAUGAAACUGCUGGCCACAUUGUCGAUGAUCAGCUUCAUCACGUAGUCGUCAAACCUCUUCAGGCAGGUGUGAGGUUAACGGCCAUCUUUGACUCGUGUCACUCCGGCUCGGUCUUAGACCUACCGUACAUCUACUCAACUAAGGGUGUCCUAAAGGAGCCAAAUCUUGCGGCCGAAGCGGGGCAGGGCUUACUCAAGGCAUUCUCUUCUUACGCUCAAGGUGAUGCAGCUGGAGCAGCUGGCGCCAUCUUUAGCCUUGCCAAGACUGCGUUCAGAGGAGACGGCGGGUAUAAGAAGACGAUUGAGACUAAGACGUCGCCCGCAGAUGUCAUCAUGUGGUCUGGCAGUAAAGAUGAUCAGACAUCUGCCGAUGCGACAAUCGCAUCUCAAGCCACCGGAGCAAUGUCCCACGCGUUCAUCGCGGCUAUCAAGCAAAAUCCCAAGCAAAGCUAUGUAGAACUACUCAAUAGCAUCCGUGACAUAUUGGAACAAAAAUACUCGCAAAAGCCACAGCUGUCAUGCAGCCACCCUCUGGAUACAAACAUCCUAUUCGUUAUGUGAACCAUUGCAAGGUGGGACAUAUAUUGAAUGAAUUGAGGAACAUGACCGAGGCAACUACCUAAUCCAUGAUGGUGAUACGAGGUAGUCUGGAGGAAUGAGGAAGCGGAAAUCUGAUGACGAUUUCGGGAAAAAGAAUUACCAAGACACAUGUUCCCUCUCUCAAGACUUCGUGAUAUGGAAUUAUCAUGGAAUUAUUCUAUAAGACAGAUAGCCACACUUCAUAUAAGGCUGGGUCCGGAUCACUCUGAAACUGCUGUUGUCUGAAACUGUUGAUGAAAUUUUGGGAAAUAUCGUCAAUUCAUAAAUAUUUCAAUUACUUCCAAGUGGGGUAAUAAGCCACCAAGCUCAAGUCCCGUAGCAGCAUCUGGAUUGCCAGAUCUACUUCUCGUUGCGACUCAGGCGUAAUCGUAACCGUGUGGCUAGCCGUAAGAUAUCUGUGAGUCCAUAUAAUUCGAC